AUGAUGAGCCUCAAAUCUUUCCUGACUGCUUCGGCAGCUAUCACUCUCUUUUCUGGGGCCAAUGCUAGCCUACUCAGGCGUACCGAAGAGCCUGGUAAACCGUCCUGCACGGAUUUCACCCCUUAUGUUUACACUGGCUGCUUCCAGGAUCCCGGCCCACCAGACCCAAGUGUCCUUCUCUACAACUCCGGCCUGGACUCCCAGAAUAUGACAAUCCAACAAUGCACGGCGUUCUGCAAAGGCAACGACUAUCGAUAUGCCGGCUUGGAAUACUAUGGGAAAUGUGUGUGCGGAGCUUCCCUCAAUGGUCCUCAAGUCGACGAUUCGCAAUGCACCUUCCCUUGCACGGGGGAUAACACUGCAAUUUGCGGUGGUAACAACUUGGUCUCCGUCUACCAGGACCCAACCUUUCCAGCGGUAGAUAGCACGGAUAUUUCAGACUACCAACACUCGGGAUGUUACGCUGAGGGACCAAGCGGUCAUUCAUUGACAUGGAGGCAGAAUUCGGUCAGCGAGGCUAGUACGACUGUGGAAGCGUGUCUUCAUGCUUGCAAGGCGGGUGGAUUCCCUCUUGCUGGUUUGGAGUACGGCCAAGAAUGUUAUUGCGGAGUGGUCCUUAGUGAUGGCACAACGUCUGUGGAUAGCACCCAGUGUAAUAUGGCAUGCACAGGGGACUCCUCGCAGUCGUGCGGUGGAAGGCAGCUUAUGGACCUGUACGUUGCUCAUGAUCUCGAAAGUUCUCAGCCCUGUGGUGGUGGAGGAGGAUCGUCAUCUUCAUCCUCGUCCUCGACUACUCCACCUACUACAUCACCAACCACCAGUCCUCCUGUAUCCACUACAUCGCCCACUACAGAGCCCACCACUGAGCCUACUACUGAGCCCACUACUUCACCUACCACGUCACCAACCACGUCACCAACCACCAGUCCUCCUGUAUCCCCUACCUCGCCGACUGAACCUCCAAACACGACGACUCCAGUAACGACAGCACCCUCGGUUUGCACUUCCACCACCACCGCUUCACCGACACCUACUUGUGAAUAUAAAUGUGGAAAGUGGUGCUCCAACCCCCUUCCAACCUUUGGCGAUAAUCCAUCAUGCCUGAAGGCACAAUCAAAUUGUGUUUUGCAAGUGGCUUCCUGCUUCGCGCAAGCUGGAUGGCCCGACAGUAUCAAAUGCUUCGACUUCUCCAACUGGUGUCAGUCCGUCUCGACCUACUGCCAAAACACCUGCAGGGGAGGAAGUUGUUCAAACCAAGGCUGCAAGUCCAAGUACCCGCCAGCCUCGCCCCCGACGCCUCCCAAGCCAACAGUCUCAACCGUUACCUACGCAUGCCCCGUAACCAGCAGCUCCAACAACCCAACAAAGCCAUCCACAACCUUGACUUCAAAAACAUCUUGCACUACUGUUGUGCCCAUCCCAACUAAUAGCAACAUCUGCAACCAGCCUCAUAACCCCUCCAAAGGUUAUACCUCCCAAACCCCCGUAGGAAGCAUCCCGCUCCCCUGCCUGACAUGCAACAACGAGCCCACAGACUUCAAGAAAGGGAACUGCUUCAAGCUCUACACAUCCCCAGACUCCAAGAAGUGCCCGUCCUACCCUCGAGGAAAGCCAGCGGAUGCAUGCAAGGAUGCCUGCGACGCUCAGUACGAUAGCUGCGCCGGCACAUAUGCUGAGGGCUGCAGAGGAAAUUCAAGACGGCGAACUUCCAACCCGAGAUUUGGGGAUUCGUUCGGCACUGCGACCAAAAAGUGCAAGGAUCAGAGACAGGAUUGUUAUGAUGCCAAUUCGGGCGUGAAGCCCAGUGGUGGGAGAUGCGAUAGGUUCAAUUCUGGAUGGUAUUAA
Messenger RNA from Venustampulla echinocandica, 1845 nucleotides. RefSeq lists its product as uncharacterized. The transcript has a single exon. NCBI's taxonomy places the organism in Eukaryota, Fungi, Ascomycota, Leotiomycetes, Helotiales, Pleuroascaceae. The record is from RefSeq and is a predicted model, not a curated record. Gene Ontology annotation, cellular component: plasma membrane. Bases 1 to 1845 code for a protein of 614 amino acids.